CAACUAGAUCAGAUUUGCACAGCUGUUCUGCACAGAAGAUUCUGUCGGUGAAACAAGCGUUCGCAAAAGCGUCAUGGCACUGUUUCCUCUGCUCAACCAGGGUUCCCGGUGUCCUUCGGACAUGGCGAGGCGCUUCUUCGACGACGACUUCGGGGGCUCUUUCCUCGACGGUGAGCUUUCUGACACGCCGUUUCAUCACCAACGCCACUAUGCCCACCCUCGUCACCACCGGCAGUCGGCCGGUAGCGUCUGCCCUGCAAUGCAGAAGUGCCCUGCAAUGCAGGGCACUUCUGUCGCCUGCACGCCGGACAAGUUCGCCAUUCGCGUGGACACCAGGCACUUCGCUCCGGAAGAAAUCACAGUGAAGACUCAAGACAACAGCGUCGUCAUUCACGGCAAGCACGAGGAGAAGUCGGACGACCGCGGCUGCUACGUGAAGCGUGAGUUCACCCGCCGCUACAUCCUGCCCGAGGACGUCGACCCCGAAACCGUGAAGUGUCACCUGCAGCCCAACGGACUGUUGGCACUCGAAGCUCCGCGCAAGAACGCCCCCAAAGAGCAGCCAAAGAACAUCCCGAUUGAAAUUAAGCACGAAAGCGCUAGCGGUGACGCUGCGAAGGAAAAGUGAAGAUUGCCGUUGUGCCUGGAACUAUAACCUCCAAGACCAGCAUCGCGAUCUCCGAGGCUACGCCUCGGACAUUCCAGCGUGUGUACUAGUUUUUUUUUUUUUUUCUUUUGUUUUCUGUGUUUCUAGUGAAGGCUGGCCUUUAAUGUGUGCCUGUAUGCGUGCUUGUAUGAGAGUUCCCGGGGUUAAUUUAAGGCACCGUUUAUGUGAUGGGUGUGUAUGCAUACACUUGUACGAUACGAGUGCUGCCGUAUAAAUAAAGGCACAAUCUUUCAUAUUC
Dermacentor andersoni is the source of this 905-nucleotide messenger RNA. Its product is annotated as alpha-crystallin B chain-like. NCBI's taxonomy places the organism in Eukaryota, Metazoa, Arthropoda, Arachnida, Ixodida, Ixodidae. The record is from RefSeq and is a predicted model, not a curated record. Gene Ontology annotation, biological process: response to heat; protein refolding. Gene Ontology annotation, cellular component: nucleus; cytoplasm.